This is a messenger RNA of Gambusia affinis (western mosquitofish), 838 nucleotides long. It is a transcript of the gene txndc17, whose product is annotated as thioredoxin domain containing 17. The record is from RefSeq and is a predicted model, not a curated record. The coding region runs from base 114 to 485 and encodes 123 amino acids. Gene Ontology annotation, cellular component: cytosol. The transcript is spliced from 4 exons. Gene Ontology annotation, molecular function: protein-disulfide reductase [NAD(P)H] activity. NCBI's taxonomy places the organism in Eukaryota, Metazoa, Chordata, Actinopteri, Cyprinodontiformes, Poeciliidae.
CGCUGCUCAACCCGGAAGUAAUACUUCAACCUCUGAUUUCUUAUUUUCCGUGCAAUUUCAGUAGCUCAGACUUUAAAGUCCCAUUCAGAUUUUACAUCUUCUCAGUCGAAAGCAUGGCCGGUUAUGAAGAAGUGAACGUGCACGGAUACGAGGAAUUCUGUAAGGCGGUGUCUGAGAGAAAAGGGAAGGAUAUUUUCGCGUAUUUUUCAGGUGACAAAGACGCAGAGGGAAAGAGCUGGUGUCCAGAUUGUGUGAAAGCUGAGCCAAUUGUCAGAGGGGAGCUGACUCAUCUUCCAGAGGGCUCCGUCUUCAUUUAUUGUCAAGUUGGAGAUAGACCAUAUUGGAAGGAUCCAAACAAUGACUUCAAGAAGACCCUGAAGUUGACUGGGGUUCCCACUCUGCUGCGAUACGGCACACCUCAGAAGCUGGUGGAGGAAGAGUGCUUCAAGUCAGGUCUGGUGAAGAUGAUGUUCACUGAAGACUGAACGGCCCCCGGCUCAUAAAGAGCCAACAUUUCUUCGCUAAUCAACCGUUUACACUGCUUCAUUCAGGCACUUAGUAAUCACGCAGUUCUGAUUUAAAUAUAAACUGGUGCAACUGAAUUGCUAGCUGCGUUUUUACAAAACAACCAGUCUGUCAAAUGCGGCUCCCCGAUUCGUUGUUUAGCGGAUGUUGUUUUGAAGGAUCUAUUUCUUCUUUGAUGAUACUGUGCAAUCAGUCAAUAAAUACACGCACACACUAAUUGUUAAUACAAAAAGCAACUAGAGAUUUUUCUGUUGUGAUUUUUUUCCAUUGCCUUGCAAUUGAUCUUAAAUAAUAAAAAAACAAAAACAUUUGA